AUGGCUGGUUUCCAUCACCCCGGAGAUCCUUAUUUCCCCAAUCAGGGAAAUAACGGAUGGUUGGAAGAAUCCGAAGAGGAACCCGAAGAGGACCCCGAGGAGGAGUCUGAAGAGGAACCCGAGGAGGAAUCCGAAGGGGAACUUGAGGCGGAAGCCGAGGGCGGACCUGCCGAGCCAGUGGUGGACCAGGAAGAAGAGGAAGUCGAAGGAGGUCUCGAGGAGGAACCCAGAGAUAACAAAGAUGGUGAUUCGGACGCAGAGUCCGAAGUCAUCAACCCCCUUAUCCGGUUAGGGUGCCCGCUUAUCGGGUGGGCCACACUAUUCCUACACCCCUUAGGUAUCGACCAUUGGAGGUGGAGCAGGCAGCAGGGACAGCGACCCCCGUUCGGCAUGUCACAUGAGUUCUAUGACCUGGGGGAAGGAGGACCGGCCGAUCAUGCUCCUCCGGUCAUGGUGAGACGAUUGCGGAACACUGGCGACCUAGCUCAGAGCACCACUGAUCAGAUGCACCAGAUGCGGACUAGGGUUGAUCGUGCAGAGCAAGAAACGCGAGAGGUUAUCUGA
Molecule: messenger RNA, 564 nt
Organism: Lactuca sativa (garden lettuce)
Lineage: Eukaryota; Viridiplantae; Streptophyta; Magnoliopsida; Asterales; Asteraceae
Source: RefSeq, a predicted model, not a curated record